Messenger RNA from Calliphora vicina (urban bluebottle blowfly), 5407 nucleotides. It is a transcript of the gene Nrx-1, whose product is annotated as Neurexin 1. The coding region runs from base 1 to 5322 and encodes 1773 amino acids. The record is from RefSeq and is a predicted model, not a curated record. The transcript has 15 exons. NCBI's taxonomy places the organism in Eukaryota, Metazoa, Arthropoda, Insecta, Diptera, Calliphoridae.
AUGCCGAUAACGUCUUCUUCGCUAUGCAGUCUAUAUAAAAUAUAUACAGUAUUAACUAGUAGCAGUAGCGGCAGCAACACCGCCAGCACAACAAUUACUGCUACUACUACUAAUACUACCAUUACUACUAGAAAAAGCAGCAGAAUUAGCAGUAAUCGGCUGCCAAUGAUGUUCUUACUUUUAUUAGCCUUAAUAAUGUCUUGUUUAACAACAAUUAAUGCCUUUCAAUUGGAUGGUUCCCAGAGUUCAUUCGCACAAUUUCGCAAGUGGUAUGUGGGGUUAAAUGGAUCGCUGGAACUGGAAUUUAAGACUGAACAACCAAAUGGUUUAGUCUUAUAUACGGAUGAUGGUGGAACAUAUGACUUUUUUGAACUGAAACUAGUAGAAGGUGCUUUGCGUUUACGUUAUAACUUGGGUGGAGGUGCCCAGAUUAUAACGGUGGGCCGUGAACUUCACGACGGACAUUGGCAUAAAGUUCAAGUUAUUCGCAAUGAUGAACAAACUUCAUUAAUUGUGGAUGGUGUCUCGCAGAGUCGAGCUACGAAGGGCAAGGAAUUCCAAUUUGGGAAGUUUGCAACCAACUCGGAUGUUUAUGUUGGAGGAAUGCCAAAUUGGUACAGUACAAAAUUGGCUUUGUUAGCACUUCCGAGCGUGAUAUUUGAGCCAAGAUUCCGUGGUUCAAUUAGAAAUCUCGUAUAUGCCGAUCAGCCUGGUGGACAAACCCGAAGACAGGAAAUGAAACAACCACGAGAUAUCAAGUGCGGCGAUGGUCCGUGUGAUCAUGGCGAAAUGCCAAAGGAGAAAGUAAUACGUAACUCGCGUGGCAGUAAUACGACCGAUGCAUGCGAACGACAUGAUCCUUGUCAACAUGGUGGCAUUUGUAUAUCGACGGAUUCCGGUCCCAUCUGUGAAUGUAGAAAUCUGGAAUUUGAUGGACAAUAUUGUGAAAAAGAAAAGGCUCCGUCAGAAGCUACUUUCCGUGGUACACAGUUCCUUUCAUAUGAUCUUGGACAAACAGGUGCUGAGCCAAUUGUUAGUGCCCAAGAUGCGAUUACAUUAUAUUUUCGAACCCGUCAACCAAAUGGAUUAUUAUUUUACACAGGUCAUGGUACGGACUACCUCAAUCUGGCGUUGCGUGACGGUGGUGUCUCAUUAACCAUGGGUUUGGCGAACGGCAAACAAGAGAUGCAUAUAAAACCGUCUAGAGUCCGUUUCGAUGAUCAUCAGUGGCAUAAAGUUACAGUACAUCGUAGGAUACAAGAGAUAUCAUCAAUUACGAGUUUUUGUCGGCUUGUUACAGUGGUCGAUGACGUAUACACCGACCAUUCGCAUAUUGCGGGUAAAUUUACAAUGUUAUCAUCUUCGCGAGUGUACGUUGGUGGCGCUGUAAAUCCUCGAGCAUUACUCGGAGCCAGGGUUCACAACAAUUUUGUUGGGUGUUUGAGAAAGGUUGAAUUUUCGGCAGAUACGUUAUUAUUAAAUCUAAUUGAUUUAGCUAAAAGCGGAUCAAAACUUAUACAAGUUGCUGGUAAUGUUGAAUAUCAAUGUCCUAUUGGCGAUCCACAAGAUCCUGUUACGUUUACGACACGCGAAUCCCAUUUGGUUUUGCCACCAUGGGAAACUGGCAAACAAAGUUCCAUUUCAUUCAAGUUUCGGACUAAAGAACCUAAUGGGCUCAUUAUAUUGGCAACGGGUUCGAAACAGCCUAGAUCAAAAAAUGCCGUACUUUUCGCUAUCGAACUUCUAAACGGUCACAUAUACAUUCAUUUGGAUUUGGGAUCUGGAGCCGCUAAAGUGAGGGGUUCCCGGAGGAGAGUGGACGACGGUGACUGGCAUGAUUUUAUAUUGCGACGCAAUGGCAGAGAUGCAAAGGUUAGUGUGGAUGGAGUUUGGAAUGACUUUCGUACACCUGGAGAGGGUACUAUUUUGGAAUUGGAUGGCCACAUGUACAUUGGCGGAACAGGUCCUGCAUACAGUAAUGCUAAUUGGCCUCCAGCCAUAUGGACUGCAACGUUGCGUCAAGGUUUCGUAGGCUGUUUAAGGGAUUUGGUAUUAAGUGGCAAGGCGAUAGACAUUGCAGCCUUUGCCAGAUUGCAAGACUCCGCUUCGGUAAAACCUUCCUGUCAUGUGCAAGCUAAUGUUUGUGCGGGAAAUCCGUGCUUGAAUGGAGGAAGCUGCAUGGAGGGUUGGAAUCGACCGAUCUGCGAUUGUACUGCCACUCUUUAUUACGGACCGACUUGUGGUAGGGAGUCAGGUACUUUGGCUUUUAAUGGAACACAACAUAUGACAGUUUGGUUAGGUAAUGGCCAAGGUACAAAGACUCAAACCGAGGAACUUUUGCUUCGCUUCAAAACUGCGAGGCCUACGGGCUUAUUGUUGAUGACCAGUGCUGAAUCCAAUUCCCCCGAUAGACUUGAAAUCGCCUUAGUAGCUGGACGUAUUCGUGCCAGCGUAAGGUUAAGCGAUCGGGAAAAGAAUCUACUGGCUGGGCAGUCUGUUCUUAACGAUAACAACUGGCACACUAUACGUUUCUCGAGACGAGCAUCAAAUUUACGUUUACAAGUUGACGGGGCUCCCCCUGUCAGGGGUAUGUUAUCUGAGACAAUAUUGGGAAGACACAGUACCAUAGAGAUACGGUCAAUACAUUUGGGCGGACUGUUCCAUGCCGAAGAAGAGAUACAAAUGACGUCUACGAUGCCAAACUUUGUUGGCCAAAUGCAAGGAUUUAUAUUCAAUGGUCAGAGAUACAUUGAUGUUGUCAAGUCAUUGGGCCCUGAGUUGUCAGCUCUACCAAGCGCAACGUUUAAGUUAACAGCUCGAUUUGUGAACUCACCGCCAGGAAAUCCGUAUCAUGCAGCCACGUUCCGAUCCAAACACUCAUAUGUUGGUCUGCCUAUGCUGAAAGCCUACUCAACGAUUUCUGUUGAUUUUCGAUUUAAAACAGUUGAACCGAAUGGGUUGUUGAUUUAUAAUGGCGGAAGGCGUAAUGAUUUUGUGGCUGUGGAAUUGGUAAACGGCCAUAUCCACUACACAUUCGAUUUGGGAGAUGGUCCAAUAACUAUGCGGGAUAAAACACGUAUUCAUAUGAAUGACAAUCGGUGGCAUCAAGUCAGCAUUAGGAGGCCUGGACCGAAGACACAUACUCUGGCUGUAGAUGAAUCGUUUGAGAUCAUUACGUUGUCGGGCAAUAGCAUGCACUUGGAAUUAUCCGGUAUCUUGUAUAUUGGCGGUGUUUUCAAGGACAUGUAUGCCAAGCUGCCAGCAUCGAUAUCAUCACGUUCUGGCUUUGAGGGUUGUAUUUCUUCACUCGAUUUGGGCGACACAUCACCAUCACUGACAAAUGACGCUGUAGUACCGAGCUCGCUUGUUGUGUCCGGCUGUGAGGGCCCAACAAAAUGUAGCCAAAAUGCUUGUGCAAACAGAGGCGUUUGUGUGCAGCAGUGGAAUGCGUACGCCUGCGAGUGUGAUAUGACUUCAUAUACGGGUCCAACAUGUUAUGAUGAAUCCAUUGCUUAUGAGUUUGGCAAUAAUAAGGGAAUUAUUCAGUAUACAUUUCCGGAAAAUGCUCAGGCUGAUACCGAGGAGGAUAAUGUAGCAUUGGGAUUCAUAACAACCAAAUCGGAUGCUGUAUUACUGCGCAUAGAAAGUUCGACGACACAAGAUUACAUGGAAUUGGAAAUUGUUGAGGGCAACAUAUUUAUGGUUUAUAACAUCGGAACAAGGGACCUACCGUUGGGAGAGAUUGGAACAAAGGUUAAUGACAAUACAUAUCAUGUUGUGCGAUUUAGCCGACGAGGUGGAAACGCCACAUUGCAAUUGGACGAUUACAAUGUGCAAACUUUAACACCACAAGGUCAUCAGUCCACCAUGUUUAAUACCAUGGCUAACAUACAAGUCGGAGGGAAAUUUAGUCGUACUGGUCGCACGCGUAUCGAAAGACCUUUUGCUGGUGUAAUUACCGGUUUGUCGGUGAAUAAGUUACGUGUGCUGGAUUUGGCUGUGGAACGUGAUCCCCAUAUAACCAUACGAGGAGAUGUUCAAUUGGUAACUGGAGUAUUAGAUAGAAAUGAUCUGCAAAGAAUGCAGCAGACGCCUGCUAGUGGUUAUCCGGGAGCAAUAGAUGACUUGAUAUUUUCCGGUGCCGGUUCUGGUUGUCGUGGUGACGACGAAGACGAAUGUACUCCUCCAUUUGAAUCUAGCGGUGAUGAUCUAAUUACACCAGUGUAUGUACCCCCCACUAAGCAAACAACUAUGACUCAAAAUGUCAGUACUGAUAAAACAAAUGGCACUGAACGAGCUUGUGACGAUGAAGACUGCAUUCAUGGAUCCGGUGACUAUGGCGAAACAACAGAACAAUUUACAUCUACAAGUACCGCCAAAGGUUCUGAAUCCCAUAAUGAGGUAACCACGGACAGCAAUACGCGUAGACAGGAUGUCACAACUGAGCAGCAGCAUUCAACGUCCACAAUGACUCAUACUACGACACCGCAGCAAACUACAGCUUUAAGUACGACCAUAACAACCAGUCAAACGUCUGCACCCACAACAACUCUAACAACAUCAACACAACGCACAACGACAACAUCUACAACAACAUCAACCUCAACAACGACUACCACGGUCGCAACACCAUUGCCCGAAAUACGAACGGCAACAACUGAACGGGAUACAACUACCUUCGAUGUCGUCCAAGUAUUUAAGCAUGAUGAAGAUGAGGAGAAAUCAAACAUUAUUUAUCCGCCACAAAUGCCAGAGGAGCGGCCACCACCUCCUCCACCUAUCCACGAACCUGAGCCGGGCCUACCAUACUAUCCACUACCACAGCCCCCUCCUCCAUAUAGUAAUAACAACUAUCGGCCAAAGGGAAAGGGAGGUCGCAUAAACUCAAUCGAGGAAGAAAGGACUGCCAUGAUCAUUGGCAUUGUUGCUGGCAUAUUGAUCGCAGUUAUUCUUGUCAUAUUGUUGGUCUUGUGGCUGAAAUCGAACGGAGAUCGUAAUUACAAGACAUCUGGUGAGAAAACCAUCUACGGCACUCACAACCCGAACGCCUCAUUACUGGGCAAUACCAGCACAAAUGGUUCAUAUCACCAACAAAGGCAACAAUCAAAUAAUCAUCAUCAAACACAAGAUACACGUUCGCGUUCCCACUCCGGCGCCGCAAUGCGAAAUAACGGCAAUACCGACAUGUGCAGCAGAUCGGCGCCGAUGAGAGUUGAACGCGUCUACCAUGACUCUACCGACCAUAGUGAAGGUGAGGAUCGUCCGGGUUUAGUGAAAACGAAAAAACGUGAUUCGAAAGAUGUUAAAGAGUGGUACGUCUAAAUGGCCGAAUAUUGAGAUAAAUAUUUCGCGAAUGAACCAAACGUCAAAUUAGCAAUAUCUAAUAACUGUGCAUAACAAAAUUAAA